This is a messenger RNA of Lepidothrix coronata (blue-crowned manakin), 759 nucleotides long. RefSeq names its product TAL bHLH transcription factor 2 (gene TAL2). The coding region runs from base 406 to 759 and encodes 117 amino acids. The transcript has 2 exons. NCBI's taxonomy places the organism in Eukaryota, Metazoa, Chordata, Aves, Passeriformes, Pipridae. Gene Ontology annotation, biological process: regulation of transcription by RNA polymerase II. Gene Ontology annotation, molecular function: DNA-binding transcription factor activity, RNA polymerase II-specific; RNA polymerase II cis-regulatory region sequence-specific DNA binding; protein dimerization activity. The record is from RefSeq and is a predicted model, not a curated record.
UGGAGAUCUCUGACCACAGCUGCGACAUGAUUUAUAGUGCUGCAAAUGUGUUUCCCUGGCAGUGGAUAAUCAGUGCUGGACUGGAACUUGAAGGAGCUGGGCAGGAACUCCCUUGCCUUGGCUCCCUCACAGGGCAUCCCAAUUAACCUGAGUCACAUUUGUGUUUUUCUCUGUUCACUGGGACUAUUGCUCUGUAUAUUGGUGAACCCCAAGUGUCUUGCAUGAUGUGAGGCUGCUUCAAAUGGAAACUGGAUCCCAGCUGGGCUGUCAUUCUGAAAUUACCUCUUCCCAGGGGUGAAGGGUGCUAUUCCCUCUGCUCCCCACUCCCCCAUGGGACUGCUAUAAGGAGUUUGCCAAUGAGUAUAAAAAGCUGGUGUUUUCACAUGCAUAAGAGGCACCUUAAGCAUGACAAGGAAGAUCUUCACCAACACCAGGGAGAGGUGGAGGCAGCAGAAUGUCAACAGCGCCUUUGCCAAACUGCGGAAACUCAUUCCCACCCACCCACCAGACAAAAAACUGAGCAAGAAUGAGACCCUCCGUUUAGCCAUGAGAUACAUCAACUUCCUUGUCAAGGUCCUGGGGGAGCCAGGCCUGCAGCAGACAGCAGUGGCAGCUCGGAGCAGCAUCCUGGAGUUCUUCCAGCAAGCCCCACACUUGCAAAGCAUGGAGGAGCUGACACUAAUUGAAAACUGUGGUGUCUCCUGUCCUGGCAUGAGCAGCAAUAUAGUAGAGUGUUGGUCAGAGACAUCAUCUCCCUAG